AAGGCUAUAUGGAAUUCCAAACAGCAUCCCAAAAUUUUCGUUCAGUACUAUACCAUGGAAGUUUCUGUUACUCUUGUCUGUCAUAUACAUGUGCAUACACUUUGCAAUGAUGGACGGAUAUGGAUACAAGAAACCAUCCAGUUCCUAUAAACAUCAUGGAGGAAAAUGGGGUAGCAAGCACGGCAAGCAUCAUGGUAAUAAUCAUCAUUCAGCUUACGAUAAAGGACAUCAUGGGCAUUCUCAUGGUCAGCAUCAUCAUGGCCAUAAAGACCAUGGUUGGAAAAAUUGGAAUUUCAAGAAAGGUUAUAAACAUGGAUAUCACGCCUACGGAUCUCAAUUUGGGCAUGGAAACAAAGACUAUGGUCAUGCCAACAAGCACUAUGGUGGACAUCACAAAGAUCAUGGAGAUAAACAUUGGGGACAAAAACAUGGUGGUCAUCAUGGGCAUCAUGAUGGGCAUCAUAGUGGACAUGAUUCUCACUGGGAUAAACAUAGUGAGCAUAAACGUUCUUUACCCGAUAAUACUUACACAAUAUCAAGUCAAGACCAAAUUAUUUCCCGUAUUAACAAAUCCAUGUUGUAUGGCGAUGAACCUCAAAUGUUAUUCCUCAACAGACAAUAUCCUGGACCAUAUAUAAAUAAGGAUGGAAGAAUAUUGAUGAAAGAAAUAUCUUUGUACCAACUUUUACUCAAUAAAAAUUUUAACAAAAAUCAGAUAAACAAUAAUAAUAAUUCUACCAUUUUGGAAAAAGAAAAUUAUUCAGGACCAGCUAAAAAUGAAGCAUUAGAGACAAAAGAUUUCAAAAUAGCUUCCUUUAUAUCCUCGAGCAAAAAUUCAGAUUCUAAGCGAUUUCUAUCUGAGCCUAUAAUGUCUGCUCAAAAUGACAUGGAAGGUGAUGACAUGGAAUCAGUUGAUGAUAGUGACGAUGGAUAUUAUGAAGACGAUGAUGAAGGCGAAGGACGUGAAUACGUUGGAGUUGAAGGGGAAUCUGAUUCAGGAAUGCCUGAAAAAUUAGCAAAAGCUUAAUUUUAAAUUUUAAUUUAUUAUGUAUAUGUAUCCAAAUAUUUUUACCGCUGUUUGAUUAUUUAUUUUAUCAUUUAAAGGC
Messenger RNA from Gordionus sp. m RMFG-2023, 1106 nucleotides. Its product is annotated as GATA zinc finger domain-containing protein 14-like. The transcript has 5 exons. The record is from RefSeq and is a predicted model, not a curated record. NCBI's taxonomy places the organism in Eukaryota, Metazoa, Nematomorpha, Gordioida, Chordodea, Parachordodidae. Bases 89 to 1027 code for a protein of 312 amino acids.